AUGGGAAUGGUUUUUGGUAAAAUCUCUGUGGAGACACCCAAAUACACCGUCGUCAAAUCCUGCGACGGUUACGAGAUCCGUGAAUACCCACCGUCCGUUGCCGCUGAGAUCACUUACGACCCUUCCGAGUUCAAAGACAACAAAGACGGUGGCUUCUCGGUGUUGGCCAAGUACAUAGGCGUGUUCGGCAAGCCUGAGAACCAGAAGCCUGAGAAGAUCGCCAUGACUGCUCCUGUGAUCACCAAGGAAGGGGAGAAGAUCGCCAUGACUGCUCCGGUUGUGACCAAGGAAGGAGGAGGAGGGGAGGCCAAGAAGACGGUGACGAUGCAGUUUCUGUUGCCGGAGAUUUACAAGAAGGCUGAGGAUGCGCCGCGUCCGACGGAUGAGAGGGUGGUGAUUAGGGAGGAAGGAGGGAGGAAGUAUGGUGUGGUUACGUUUAGUGGAACUGCGGCGGAGAGUGUGGUGAGUGAGAAGGUGAAGAAGCUUACGAGUGAUCUCGAGAAAGAUGGGUUUAAGAUCACCGGAGAUUAUGUCCUUGCCAGGUUUAAUCCUCCUUGGACGUUGCCUCCUUUCAAGACCAACGAAGUCAUGAUCCCUGUUGAAUGA
Messenger RNA from Eruca vesicaria subsp. sativa (arugula), 606 nucleotides. The record is from the annotation of a GenBank genome assembly. Lineage: Eukaryota; Viridiplantae; Streptophyta; Magnoliopsida; Brassicales; Brassicaceae.